This is a messenger RNA of Ochotona curzoniae (black-lipped pika), 715 nucleotides long. RefSeq names its product C-C motif chemokine ligand 5 (gene CCL5). Gene Ontology annotation, cellular component: extracellular region. Gene Ontology annotation, molecular function: chemokine activity; CCR chemokine receptor binding. The coding region runs from base 83 to 358 and encodes 91 amino acids. The transcript is spliced from 3 exons. Lineage: Eukaryota; Metazoa; Chordata; Mammalia; Lagomorpha; Ochotonidae. The record is from RefSeq and is a predicted model, not a curated record. Gene Ontology annotation, biological process: positive regulation of GTPase activity; G protein-coupled receptor signaling pathway; inflammatory response.
GAGGAACCUGAGUUUCUGAGGAUCCCUGCAGACACUCCUGAGACACAGCUCGUGCAUCUCCACAGCUCUGCCUGCUGCCACCAUGAAGGUCCCCGCAGCCACCCUCGUGGUCCUCCUCACCACUGCUGCUCUCUGUGCUCCUGCAUCUGCCUCCCCAUAUGCCUCUGACACCACGCCCUGCUGCUUUGCCUACAUUGCCCGCUCACUGCCCCGAGCCCAUAUCAAGGAGUAUUUCUACACCAGUGGCAAGUGCUCCAACCCGGCAGUUGUCUUUGUCACCAGAAAAAACCGCCAGGUGUGUGCCAAUCCAGAAAAGAAAUGGGUUAAGGAGUACAUCAACUCUCUGGAGAUGAGCUAGGAUGGAGGGCAUCUUGAACAUGAACUUCAGCAAACUCUCCCAGUGCUGUUUGCUCUUGUCCCAGCCAGCUUGGGAGGUUUUCUCCCAUCUCUUCCUUGGAGGGCACAGGUGCUACCACACAGCAGCAGGUAUAAAAGCCUUCAGCUAAAGCCUCAGAGAGCUACUGAGACUCUGCCUUGGCAACAAGAAACCUCUAGGUGCUAAGUUUCAGGUCACAGCUCUGCAACCAAGAAGUCAGCAUGCCUCCAGAGGCAAAGAGAAGACUGGGUUCCUACAGGAUAUCCCAAGGCUAGAGCCCCCAUCUCAGCCCCUCUGGCAAACAGAAAAAUCAGCUUUCCAUUAAAAUUCUCUGCACAA